Molecule: messenger RNA, 456 nt
Organism: Candidozyma duobushaemuli
Lineage: Eukaryota; Fungi; Ascomycota; Pichiomycetes; Serinales; Metschnikowiaceae
Exons: 1
Coding region: 1-456 (151 amino acids)
Molecular function (GO): nucleic acid binding; zinc ion binding
Source: RefSeq, a predicted model, not a curated record
AUGGGAAGGUACUCUGUCAAAAGAUAUAAGACGAAAAGAAGAACUAGAGAUCUUGAUCUCGUUUACAAGGACCUCUCAACCAAGGAGUCCGUCUAUGCUUUGAAGAAUCAGCCGUUGGACGAGACAAAGCCUGGCUUGGGUCAGUACUAUUGUGUGGAAUGUGUUAAAUAUUUCGAGUCUCAGCCCACUUUGGACCGUCACGGAAAAGGAAAGGUUCACAAGAGAAGAUUGAAGGAUCUCAGACAGAGACCCUACACUCCAUUGGAGAGUGAGGCUUGUGCUGGUUACAACCUACAGAAGUUCAUGGAUUCUGUCGAGAAGUACAAGCAAACCGAGCAGUACAAGGAGGAAAAUAAGCAGGACCUUGACGCUAUUAAGGAUGCUAAAAAGGACAACUUGGAUGCUAUUAUCACAGGCAUCCCCUCUGAGCAGGCUGAUCUCGAAAUGAAGGACUAA